CAAAAUAUAACAUUGUCAUUUUAAUGUCAGGCCAGUCUUGUAAGGGGUCUAUACCUUUAAAAAAUGGCCCUUCCUCAGACUGGAACUAAACCUUUAACUUUUAUUCCUAGUUUGACACGUAGGGAAACUGAUGAUAUUGAGUGUGACACGUGUCGGUUAAAGGAUGUUACUCAAGAGGCACGGACUUACUGCAUUAAUUGCAAGAAAUAUAUGUGUUUUGACUGUAAACUAGAUCAUCAAAAUGCUGACUCAUCAAAAGCUCAUAUAAUUGUGCAAGACAGUGAUAUGCCAAAGGAGAGACUCCCGAAUGCAAAGGUUUCUGUGCAGUCAUGCGACAAACACGUGUACAAGAUGGUGGAAUUCUACUGUCCCCAUCACGUGACAGCUUUCUGUAAUGAGUGUAAAGAAAGUAAACAUUUUCGAUGCCACGGUGUUAAUGAUAUCAAAAGCUUAGCUAAAGGAAUAAAAAGUGGCCGUGACCUACCCAGAACUAUACAAGAGGUGAGAAAAAUGGUUCUUCAGUUUGAAAAGUUAAAGACAUACAAGGAAGCCCAAGAUGAUCGUAUGGAAGAACAACUAGUUGCUUGUUUGAAAGAUAUACAUGACCUUAGAGUUCAGGUUAAUACUGCCUUUGAUGCACUAGAAAGAAAGAUUAGAGCAGACAUUGAAACUAAAACAAAAAAGGUCGUAAAUGAAAUCCGAAAUGUUCGCAAUGAAUGCACGAAAAGAAUAGCUAUUCUUCAAGAGGAGUCAACAGAACUUGAGGCUAUUAAAGGCUCCGAUGAAACUCAAUGUUUUUUGUCGAUGGUGCAUGCGCAGAGUGUUAAGUCCGAAUGUGACGAUAUUCUCAACAAGCUUAUGAAAGAAAACAAUGAAAGACAUCUGGAAUUCGAACCGAAUCAUAAACUAGUUCAUUUCUUAAAGACGUUUGACAGUUUCGGGUCUAUUAAAACUACACUAGCGAAACCUUCUAACGCCAGCAAAGUUUUUACCCCAACACCGUUACCAUCAAUGGACCUUCCGUCUAACAUGCUGUCUACAUUGAAAGGCGGAAAAGAUCUCGUGCCAUGCGGUGAGUUCAAUAUACAUGCUCCGGAAGACACAAAAAUAUCUUGUUCAAUCACAGGGGCAACGUUUCUAGCCGACGGAAAACUGCUACUGGUUGAUAAUAGAAAUCAUAACGUGAAACUGUUUGACCAAGCUAUCCAACUUAAAUCAAAUGUAGCACUGUCAAGCCCGCCCUGUGAUAUUGCCGCUCUCAACAACAGGGAGGCCGUUGUAUCACUUCCGGAAAAGAAACAGCUGGAUUUCCUGAUCAUGGACCCGGAUCUGCGUUUAACGCGUGCAGUGAAAACCGAGACAGCUUGUCACGGGAUUUGCGUUCUAGAAAAAGGUUUGCUGGUCACGUGUUACAGUCACGGGGUGUAUGGUCUAGUUCUUCUGCUUGACAUCGAGGGAAGAGUGAAACAAAGAUUUGAUCGUGACGUAAAUGGAGACGCUCUCUUUCAAGGGCCGUUCUUCAUCGCUCCGAAUCCAAAGCGGGAUAGAUUUUAUGUGUCAGAUAAGGCGGCUAAUAAAGUGUUAGGAGUGACAACUGCUGGAAAAAUAUUAUUUAGGUAUCAUUCAAAGGAUUUGGAGGCACCUGGUUACAUCACCGUGGACAAGGAAGGGGCUUUGUUUGUAUGUGGUCGUGAUUCCAAAAAUAUACACAUGGUCAACUCUCACGGUCGCAAAAUCAAAAUAUUCUCAGCAGACGAUGAAAUGGAAGGAAGCGCCAUCUGUUAUCGCGCGUCUGAUGGUCUGUUUGUAUUGUGUAGCCAUAAUUCGGAUAGAAUUCGGACUUAUAAAUUACUGUGAAUUAUAGUCUCUGACUUUUGUAAAGUUUGAAUCAGAGCAAACGGAUUUUUGGUAUAUUAUGGACGAAAAACCAAAACAAAAAUGAUGUCCUUAAAUGACUAUAAAACUAUUUCAAAUAUCGUGUGUUAAAAAAUCAAAAUAUUGACCAUAAAUACGGUUUGGCUAGGUUUCAUUUAAGUUUUAACAAAAAGAUAAAAUUUGGUUUCAAAUUUGAUACAAAAAAUGGUUAACUGUUUUAAACAAAAAUCCACCUGUCAUCACA
This is a messenger RNA of Ruditapes philippinarum (Manila clam), 2119 nucleotides long. RefSeq lists its product as uncharacterized. Lineage: Eukaryota; Metazoa; Mollusca; Bivalvia; Venerida; Veneridae. The transcript is spliced from 2 exons. Gene Ontology annotation, biological process: positive regulation of DNA-templated transcription. The coding region runs from base 64 to 1857 and encodes 597 amino acids. Gene Ontology annotation, molecular function: ubiquitin-protein transferase activity; zinc ion binding. The record is from RefSeq and is a predicted model, not a curated record. Gene Ontology annotation, cellular component: nucleoplasm; chromatin.